Molecule: messenger RNA, 2151 nt
Organism: Lindgomyces ingoldianus
Lineage: Eukaryota; Fungi; Ascomycota; Dothideomycetes; Pleosporales; Lindgomycetaceae
Product: release factor H-coupled R
Exons: 2
Coding region: 118-1779 (553 amino acids)
Biological process (GO): RNA processing
Molecular function (GO): RNA ligase (ATP) activity
Source: RefSeq, a predicted model, not a curated record
GAACCCUCGAACCUCUGCCUAAAUUUCCCUUUGAACAACAAUAGUUUGACUCAUACUAACCAAAUCAAUAGAACCUUGUCUCGCGUCCCGAUCUCACGACAAUUUAGCGCUCAGAUCAUGCCAGCCACCCGUGUCACGGUGGCCCUAAAUGCCAAGCAGUCGCAGAAGGCUCCACUUCUCAUUCCAACCUCUGCGUCUCAUGAUCCAUCUUCCGCGGCCUCCAUUUGCUCACUUGUCUUUAAGACAGCACAGUCGAAGCUUCGCCUUAGGAAGCCAUCACGGGUCUAUGUUGCAGGCACAGGCCAGGAGCUGAUCACAAGUGAUGAUUGGAAGAGCGUCAUCCGAGAUGACCUGACGCUCCUUGUGUCUGCUGGAGAGAUGUAUAUCGGUAUGAGGAAAGAAUCGACCAAGCACCCUGAUGCCAAUCCAGACUGUCUCGUCAACAUCCUCGCGGAAAAAGCUCCAGUUGACAAACUCUCCGUGACUCAACUCCAAACUAUCGCAACCGAGUUACCCGGGAUCGUUCACGCGGUCGGUCAGCCAGACCUACACCCCGGCACUAAGUUUCCCAUUGGUGCCGUCUUUGCUUCGAGGAAAUGGGUACAUCCGCCUCUCAUCGGAAGCGACAUUGGAUGUGGCAUGGCCUGGUACAAGACCAACCUGUCGAGGAGGCAGGUGGAUGGCGACAAAGGCAAGAAGGUCGCAGAGAAGCUUCGAGGCUUGGAGGGUCCGUGGCGGACACAGGCUGAUCGCGAACAAUGGCUCCUAGACGACGGUUGCUCGGCCGGAGAAGAGUGGGAUAGCUCUCUUGGUACUAUUGGUGCUGGAAAUCACUUUGCGGAGAUCCAAGUCGUAGAAACAUUGUCGCUCCCCAACGGGUCUCACGGCCUACACGAAAACGAUGUCGUGUUACUAGUCCACUCCGGGUCGCGGGGUUAUGGUGGCAACAUUCUCAAGAAGUACACAUCCGAAGCACACGUCAGCCUCGAGGAAGACAAUAAUGCUACGAAAGAGUACAUGCGGGAGCACGACCAAGCCUGCCGGUGGGCAAAGGCUAAUCGGGAUCUCAUCGCCGUGCGCUUUCUAUCCUGCCUCGAGCCCGGCGAAGAAGUUUGGGGAUUGGGACAAAAUCCACCAAAUGCCGAACAAAUUGACGAUACCGACAUGAUAUCACUUACCAAGGCUAAACUGCAAGAACGAAGGGUAGUCGAUAUCUUGCACAACAACGUGGAGCGGGUAAAAUGGCCGCCGGCCCCACCAAGUUCUGCCGCGACAAUCUCAGCACUUAAAGAGAAAGAUUCUCAACUGCUCCUCGAAUCGAGUCAGGAGCAACAAGAUUACGUUUACAUUCAUCGAAAAGGCGCUGCUCCAACAUGCAACCCUGUCACCAAUAUGCCGCUUGAUAUUCUGCCUCUUCCUGGAUCUCGAGGCACUCCGACAAUGAUUCUCAAGCCAACCUUCUCUGAGGAAACGUCAUGGGGCAUGAAGAAUGCACUCUCGCUCGCACAUGGAGCCGGACGAAGCAUCUCCCGCUCAAAGGCCCUCUCGUCUUUCAGCCAGAAGUACAAGAAUCACAACCUCCUCCUUGAGCCUGGCACAGGCCCCAACAAGGGGACCUGGGUCAUAUGUGACGAAAAAGAUCUCGUGUACGAAGAGGCUCCAGAGGCGUAUAAAGAUGUGUAUGCAGUAAGUGAGGACUUGGUAAAAGAGGGGGUGGCGGAAAUUGUGGGAUUAUGUAGGGCAAGGAUAAGCUACAAGGUCAGAAAUGAGUUGAGGUGAGCGAGCCGCGAAGACCAUUGACAGCAGCACGGCUCUUCUGUGCCGAAAACUCCAGGCCUUGAAACAAGGACCUGGCGCAAGUACGGCAUGCUCUAGCAUACCACGGAUCUUGACCAAGACAGAAAUGAUAAGUCAAACCUCUUGCUUGAACAUCGGGGGACUAUCUGGGGGGCUAUCAGGGGAUACUAAUUCUUGUCCUGAAUCAGUCUGUCGGGUGUGCUAAUAGGCCGCAUUUUUGCUUUUUUGAUUGCAUAGAUCUCGUAGGUGAAACCACUCAAUUUUGUAUCCUGUUCUUGGAUACUCUCUCUGUUUCUCCUUAUCACGAUCACAAACGCCUAUCUUAUUUCCAAGCGAAGCGAAGCGGCUGUUACG